Molecule: messenger RNA, 1210 nt
Organism: Betta splendens (Siamese fighting fish)
Lineage: Eukaryota; Metazoa; Chordata; Actinopteri; Anabantiformes; Osphronemidae
Product: trace amine-associated receptor 13c-like
Exons: 2
Coding region: 1-978 (325 amino acids)
Biological process (GO): G protein-coupled receptor signaling pathway
Cellular component (GO): membrane
Molecular function (GO): trace-amine receptor activity
Source: RefSeq, a predicted model, not a curated record
AUGGAGAAACUGGAGGAAGCUGAAUUCUGUUUUCCACAGCUCCUCAACUCCUCCUGUAAGAAGCUCACGCGUCCUUACUCUGAGGCUCUGAUCAUUUAUGUCCUGAUGCCAUCUUUGUCUCUGAUCACUGUGAAUCUCAACCUGCUGGUCAUCAUCUCCAUCUCCCACUUCAGGCAGCUCCACACUCCCACCAACCUCCUCCUCCUCUCUCUGCCUGUGUCUGAUUUUCUCAUGGGCCUUGUUGUGAUGCCGUUUCAGAUCCUCUUAACAGAACCCUGCUGGCUCCUUGGUGACCUGAUGUGUGUUCUGUAUAAUUUAUGCCUUUCCACUGUUAAUUGUGCCUCAGUAACAAACAUGGUUCUGAUAUCAGUUGACCGUUACGUGGCCAUCUGUAACCCUUUGCGUUACUCUGCAAUAUUCACUGAAAGGGCUGUUCAGCUCUGUGUCCUCCUGUCUUGGCUUUGCUGUUUUUUUUAUAGUGUUUUGAUUUUAUACAACAGCCUGAAUCAACCAGGCAGGUUUACCUCCUGUUAUGGAGAAUGUGUGAUUAAUAUAAAUGGAGCUGUAGAUAUUGUGAUAAGCUUCAUCCUCCCCAUCUCAGCCAUCAUCAUCCUGUAUGUGAGGGUGUUUGUGGUGGCUGUGUCUCAGGCUCGUUCUAUGCGCUCCCACCUUGCAGCUGUUAAACUGCAGCGUUCACUGACUGUGACUGUUCAGAGGUCAGAGCUAAAAGCAGCCAGGACCCUUGGUGUUGUCGUUGCUGUGUUUCUUCUGUGUUACUGUCCAGCUUACUCUGUGUCUCUUUCUGUCCUCAGUGUUGGCUCUUCAGUGAAUGUUCUAAUGUAUUUCCUUGUAUUAUUGAACUCCUGCCUGAACCCUCUAAUCUAUGCUUUAUUCUACCCCUGGUUUAGAAAAUCUGCCAAACUCAUUGUUUUACUAGAGAUACUAAGGCCUCAGUCCUGUCAGACCAAUGUAAUGUAAAAAAACAGAAACAAGAUGAGCAGAACUUAUUUCGGGCAAAUGGUUGUUGUAUAAAUACUCUGGCAUUUCACAGUUUGAGGAGACAUCUUUUCCAUUUUAGGUUAAAUAUGAUUUAAAUGUAGUAAGAGGGACGUGAUCAUGCCUUUAACAGAAUGUGGGACUUUGGUCAAUGCAUGUACUCAUGCUGUUCUAGAAUAAACCAAGCUAAGGCACCAACAGCACUCUUUGCCAU